Molecule: messenger RNA, 2836 nt
Organism: Magnolia sinica
Lineage: Eukaryota; Viridiplantae; Streptophyta; Magnoliopsida; Magnoliales; Magnoliaceae
Product: serine/threonine-protein kinase BLUS1-like
Exons: 22
Coding region: 385-2649 (754 amino acids)
Biological process (GO): protein phosphorylation
Molecular function (GO): protein kinase activity; ATP binding; protein serine/threonine kinase activator activity
Source: RefSeq, a predicted model, not a curated record
UGUCAUGAUAGUGCACAAGUUUUAGAUUAGUGGACUUCUCAAGAAAAGUUUGAAACCAGAAAUGAUUACAUGGGGGCACUCAUUUGAGAUGAGAAAUUCUAAUAUAUAAUGAGAUAAGACAAAAAUGGAAAUGCUCAGGGGCUGGAUUAAAUACUCACUGCAGUUACUCAGUUGAAUAGUUUUGCAUGACAUGAGAAUUUCUUGUGUGGGAACAACUUCAUGAAAUUCCAGGGUUCAUAUACAAUGUUUUGAACAAAGGUGGCCCAUUGCUGAAUUGGAAGAAACCUCAUAUUGAUUGAUACCUCACUAGUUAUACCGCUAUUUAUGCAUUCUGGAAAUUUGAGGACUGCAGAGCACUUUAAUAAUGUGCUAUAAGAAAGAAAGAUGGAACAUUUAUCUGAGAAGAGAUAUCCAGUCAGUUCGAAAGAUUAUAAACUAUAUGAGGAAGUUGGUGAAGGUGUCAGUGCUACUGUGUACAGGGCCCUCUGCAUUCCGCUUAAUGAGAUAGUUGCUAUCAAGGUUCUGGACCUGGAAAAGUGCAACAAUGAUCUGGAUGGAAUUCGUCGUGAGGUGCAAACAAUAAGCUUGAUUGAUCAUCCCAAUGUAUUACGGGCACAUUGCUCAUUCACCACGGAUUGCAGCCUUUGGGUUGUGAUGCCUUAUAUGGCUGGGGGAUCUUGCCUUCAUAUAAUGAAAUCUUCUUAUCCUGAAGGUUUUGAAGAGCCAGUUAUUGCAACACUAUUAUGUGAAGUUUUGAAAGCUCUUGUAUAUCUCCACAGCCAUGGGUACAUCCACAGAGAUGUUAAGGCAGGAAAUAUCCUAAUUGAUGCUAAUGGUUCUGUCAAGUUAGCAGACUUUGGUGUUUCUGCUUGCAUGUUUGAUGCGGGGGAUAGACAACGCUCUAGAAAUACAUUUGUGGGGACUCCAUGCUGGAUGGCCCCUGAAGUUAUGCAGCAGUUACAUGGAUAUGACUUUAAAGCGGACAUUUGGUCAUUUGGAAUAACGGCCUUGGAACUUGCCCAUGGCCAUGCCCCAUUUUCUAAGUAUCCACCAAUGAAGGUUCUGCUAAUGACCUUACAAAAUGCACCACCAGGCCUUGACUAUGAAAGGGAUAAGAGAUUUUCUAAGUCUUUUAAAGAGAUGGUAGCUACUUGCUUAGUGAAGGAUCCAAAGAAGCGUCUCACUUCAGCAAAGCUUUUGAAGCACCAUUUCUUUAAACAUGCCCGUUCAAAUGAAUAUUUGACUCGCACCAUUCUUAACGGCCUUCGUCCACUUGGUGAACGUUUUAGGAUGCUGAAGUUGAAAGAGGCAGAUUUUCUCGUACAGAAUAAGGUGAUGUAUGGGGACAAAGAACAGCUGUCACAGCAAGAAUACAUACGUGGAAUCAGCGGGUGGAAUUUUAAUCUUGAGGAUUUAAAAACUCAGGCUGCUCUGAUUGAGGAGUGUGAUGGCAUUUCCAAUAUCGAAGAUCCAGACACAAAUAGCAAGAAAAAGAAUGGAUCAGAUGGUUCAGACUUUGUACCUAAUAUGCUGUCACCCAAAAAGGUUAACCAUCCUAGUGCUGUUCCUGUGCAGAAGGAUGGAUUCAAUGACCUUCAGAAUGCAAAGGGUUCACUUGCUUCAUUUCCAAUUCGUCCUCUUGAGGCACUUAAAGGUUAUUUUGAUGUUUGUGAGGAUGAUGUCAAUGGAAGCAGCCCUAAUUGCAAGGAUGUUAUCCAAUCAGAUUCUGAACAAGUGUUUCAACUGCAGCAGUCAUCACAAGCAGAGGACCAAGAAACUGAAAGGCAUAAUGGUGACGUGAAAAGAAGUAGCUCUUUACCCAAGAACAUUGUCAUUCCUGGACAAUGUCAAAGAUUCUUUAGUGGUUCACUUCUACCAGAGCAUGCUGUUUCCUCUUCUAGAAAAGUUGUGGCAGAUGGGGACAGUUUCUUUGCAAGGAAGGCAUGCAUUGCUGUUUUGAUUUAUCUAGGGAAAAUCUCCGACAGAAGUAUCCAAGUGAACAGUAUUACAGUGGUCCAUUAUCUUAUCGCCAAAAGAGGGAUAUCAAUAAUUAUGCAUCUGCAAACAUGCAUUCACUGGAUGAUACAUCAGAAGGAACAGUUGUCCAACAGAAGGGGCGCUUCAAGGUCACAUCAGCAGAUGUUGGUCCGAAGGUGGAUAUUCAUGGUGGGGCCUCCUUAUGCACAGCUCAGAUGUUGUAUGGAAGUGACACAUUUGCACAUGCCAUAUAACUUCUUGUCUAUCACUCAGGGUUCUCCUCCAAAUUGCUCUGUGAAUACUAUUGGUCAAGCUUCAACUAACUCUACCAUUGUGGCUGCCUCCCUGCUUCCGUCGUUGCAAUAUCUAUUACAGCAGAAUGCUUUGCAAAGGGAGCAACUAAUUAAACUGACCAAAUGUGCAGAGCAAACAUCUGGCCACCGGAUGGAGAUUCCUGAUGCAUUUACUAGUGACCUACCACAGCUUCCUCCAGCUCCGAAUAGAGAAAGAGAAUUGGAGUCUCAGGUGCUCCAUCUGCAGCAACGCAUCGAGAGCAUUGCCAAAGAGUUGCAGAUGUUGAAGAUGAAGAAUGCUCAGCUGGAGCGACAAUUGAAUGCGCUAGUGUGGAACAAGGAAGAAGAGGAGAGGACAUGGAGAGAGAAUAAGCAGUGACAUCCUCUACUCAUCAGUUUUACCCAACCAAAGAGCUUGUAUCAGCUGAUGAGGUAUGGUGCACACUGCUUUCUUCACAAUAGCAUGCUUCAGAUGCCUUUGUAUUUCUAGUGUACAUUUACUAUGUGGGAGUGGCAAGAAUACCCAAUUUUGAGAUAUUAUUAUAAUAUAUAUGGACUCAUUAUAA